AUGCUGAGAGCAGGAGGUGCUGCCGCCUCUCUUGCCCUGCUGCUGCUGCUGCCGCUGCUGUGCUGCUGCCACCUGUGCCACUCACUGCGGCCCCCAAAACUCUCCUCCUAUGCAAAAACAGAGGACAAGUUGUUAAAAAACCUCUUCAGAAACUACCAGAAAUGGGUUCGGCCAGUGGAGUACCUAAAUCAGACAGUCCGUGUGAAAUUUGGACUGGCCAUCUCCCAGCUUGUUGAUGUGGAUGAAAAAAAACAACUCAUGACAACCAACGUGUGGAUGAAAAAGGAGUGGCUUGACAUGAAGCUCAGAUGGAACCCUGAUGAUUACCUGGGCAUCACAACUAUCCGAGUCCCCUCUGAUACCAUCUGGCUCCCUGACAUUGUGCUAUAUGAUAAUUCAGAUGGGCGUUUUGAGGGUACUGUCACCAAGGCUGUUGUUAAGUACGAUGGCACCAUAACAUGGACACCACCAGCCAAUUACAAGUCAGCCUGCACCAUCGAUGUCACGUUCUUCCCCUUUGACCUCCAGAACUGUUCCAUGAAGUUCGGUUCCUGGACCUACGACGGCUCCCAGGUGGACAUCCUGCUGGAGGACGUCCAUGUGGACAAGCGGGACUAUUUUGAUAAUGGUGAAUGGGAGAUAGUGAAGGCCACAGGCAGUCGUGGUCUAAGGAUGGAUGGCAGUUCAACCUAUCCCACCAUUACCUACUCCUUCAUCAUCCGCAGAUUGCCACUCUUCUACACCCUCUUCCUCAUCAUCCCCUGUAUUGGCCUGUCCUUCCUCACUAUCUUGGUCUUCUAUUUACCCUCCAAUGGCGGUGAGAAGAUCUCCCUCUGUACCUCUGUUCUGGUGUCCCUUACUGUUUUCCUCUUGGUCAUUGAGGAAAUUAUCCCUUCCUCCUCAAAGGUUAUCCCUCUCAUAGGGGAAUACCUGGUCUUCACUAUGAUCUUCGUUACGCUUUCGAUCAUCAUCACUGUUUUUGCCAUCAACAUCCACCAUCGCUCUUCUUCAACGCAUCAUGGCAUGGCACCCUGGGUGAGGCGGCUUUUCCUGCAUCGAUUGCCCAAGCUUCUGUGCAUGCGCAGCCAUGUGGAUCGCUACGCCACAGCUGGAGUGACCAAGGCAGGACAGGCAGGGCGAGGGGGAGCAGGAGGAGUGGUGGGAUUGGGCAUGAUGAAGGGCUCAGCACCAGAGUCAAAGCCUCUCUUCACCCGACAUAACCUGCAGGCAGCUUUGGACUCUAUUCGCUACAUAACCAUGCACGUUGUAAAGGAGAACGAGGUCAGAGAGGUGGUGCAAGACUGGAAGUUCGUAGCCCAAGUUCUGGACCGAAUGUUUCUGUGGGCCUUCCUCCUGGUGUCAAUCCUGGGCUCCAUUCUGCUCUUCAUUCCUGUUAUUUACAAAUGGGCCAACAUCAUUGUUCCCAACCAUGCUGGUAUGAGCAUAUAAAGACCAAAGUUCAAGUAACCACAAAUAUAGGCAAAGCACAUUAAGGGCUCACUAUGUGUCCUAUCUGAGGUAUUGCUCAUGUUUUAAAGGGAUUUCUACUCAGAUGUGGU
Messenger RNA from Myripristis murdjan (pinecone soldierfish), 1559 nucleotides. It is a transcript of the gene chrna5, whose product is annotated as cholinergic receptor, nicotinic, alpha 5. The record is from RefSeq and is a predicted model, not a curated record. Gene Ontology annotation, biological process: monoatomic ion transmembrane transport. Gene Ontology annotation, molecular function: acetylcholine-gated monoatomic cation-selective channel activity; transmembrane signaling receptor activity. Bases 1 to 1449 code for a protein of 482 amino acids. Gene Ontology annotation, cellular component: postsynaptic membrane. The transcript has 7 exons. Lineage: Eukaryota; Metazoa; Chordata; Actinopteri; Holocentriformes; Holocentridae.